Molecule: messenger RNA, 2022 nt
Organism: Triticum turgidum subsp. durum (durum wheat)
Lineage: Eukaryota; Viridiplantae; Streptophyta; Magnoliopsida; Poales; Poaceae
Source: the annotation of a GenBank genome assembly
AUGAGGGUGCUGAAGGAAUGUGGAGACUGCGUCUGCGCCGUGCCAACCUGCCCGCCCACGACUCAACACAGCUCAGUGGAGCAUGUCCAGCAACUCUGGAAGGAGUGGGAGAUCCAGUUGCUCGUGCUAGCGAGCUUCUCCCUUCAAGUCAUCCUCCUCUUCUCUGCAGCGUUCCGGAAGCGCCACAGCUCCCGCGUGCUGAGCGCGCUGUUGUGGCUGUCAUACCUAUCGGCAGACUCCAUCGCGGUCUUCGUCCUCGGACGCCUCGCCGCCCACACUAGUGACCCACAGCACCAGCUUGUGCUAUUUUGGGCGCCCUUCCUGCUGCUCCACCUUGGCGGACAGGACACCAUCACCGCCUUCUCCAUGGAGGACUGCAUGCUGUGGAAGCGCCACCUGCUGAACUUCACCAUCCAGGUGGCACUGGCCAUUUACAUCGUCCGCAAGCAGUGGCACGGAGGCAGUCAGCUUGUAGCUCCCAUGGUACUAAUGUUCAUCUCUGGAACUAUUAAAUAUGCUGAGAGAAUUAGGGCACUCAGGAGAGCAGGCUCAAGGAGCAGCAGCUUCAAUGCCGGUGGGAGGCAUCUUGCCUCCGGCUUGAGCAGAUAUUAUGAUGGCCUGCUAUCAAUAAUUUCUGAGAAGAAAGAGGAAAAUUUCGAACAUGUGAUGGAUGUGACCUGCGGGGGCUUCUUUAUGAAGUUUGAUUUUUUGAUGGACGUAAAUCCUCCAUUUAGCGGAAUUGAUUUACAGGAUUUAAGGAUUGCAAUUGCAGAAAGGAUUCACAGGUUUGACGAUGGAGCUAGUGAUCUAGUGUACAAGAUUGUUGAGAUUCAACUCUCACUGGUACAUGACUACUUGUACACCAAGUUUGGACGGGUCACUGGUGUGUUACAUCGACUCAUCACACUUGUCCUAACCUCUACGGCUCUCGUUUUGUUUUUGGAAGCCAGGGUUGAUCAUCAAUUGCAGGGACUAGUCAACUACAGUAGAGCUGAUGUUACCAUAUCUUACAUAUUGCUUGUGGGCGCUGUCACAAUGGAGAUAUCCUCUACCUUCAUGUGGUCCCUGUUAUCAUAUUGGCCAUACAUGCCAAUUGCAUAUUGGCGGACAUUUGAUUAUGACAAAAUCUUCCAUUGUGUACCCAAGGGUCUCCAUCCAGGAAGCAGAAUGGAGUGGUCGGGGAAGAUGAAACAGUAUAACAUGCUUGAUGGAUGCAUCCAGGAGAUACAAGCUGGCCGACUGGAACGGAUGAUGGGCAGUAUCGGCAUCAAGCGGGAUUACACAACACAUGUCGUCAUAUCUCCUGAGGUAAAGAAGGUGCUACUUGUAAAACUGCUUGAGAUAAAAACCAAUGCACCUGGUGGUGGGGGAUUGUCCUCCAGCAGCUUCCGUGGCCAAUGGUCUCAAUGGUGGGCUGCGCUCCAGACCAAAGAUUAUCUUGGUGCAGGUCAACAAUCUGAAAGUGCAGCUCAACGGGCACUUCAGUUAAGCAACAUCCAAGGUUUGGCUUUUGUGUCAAGUGUCUAUCUUUGGCACAUGGUGACUGAUAUAUGCUUAGUGGCCGAUAAGACUGCCAGUGCCUCCGAAUUCAGAAGUUUUAGCCAAGCAUUGUCCAAUUACAUGAUGUAUCUUGUCGCCAAGCGUAAUGUGAUGCUUGAUAGCUGUGCGUAUCAUGUGCUUCAUAAAAGUCGACAUAGUUUGUUGUGCACUCGUCCUGCUAUCGUUGCUGAUCGGAGUGCGUUCCUCCAGAAAGUCUAUGACGGUGUCUACCAUGGUUCCCGUGCACUUGACCAAGCUCGUGAGGUCUCCUUGGAAUUGCUUAGGCCCGAAGGAGCAGCUUAUCGGUGGGAGCUGAUUGCAACGGUAUGGGUGGAUAUGCUAUGCUACAUUGCUCGUAAUUGUGGGGCUGAAUUCCACGCCAAACAUCUAAUCACUGGCGGGGAGUUCGUUAGUCAUGUCAAAAUUGUUCUGGUUGUUCUAGGCUUUUCCUUCCAUGAGUAUGAAGAGGUCGAGCUAGCCUGA